Molecule: messenger RNA, 717 nt
Organism: Aspergillus japonicus CBS 114.51
Lineage: Eukaryota; Fungi; Ascomycota; Eurotiomycetes; Eurotiales; Aspergillaceae
Product: GNAT family N-acetyltransferase
Exons: 1
Coding region: 1-717 (238 amino acids)
Molecular function (GO): acyltransferase activity, transferring groups other than amino-acyl groups
Source: RefSeq, a predicted model, not a curated record
AUGACCUCCCCGGACUUCACCUACACCUUCUUCCGCAUUCCCAAGGACGAGGCAACGAUCCGCGCCUCAGCCGCGCAGUAUCGCGCCCUCCGCCUGGAAGCCCUCCAAGUGUCGCCCGGCUCCUUCUCCUCCACCCAUGCCAUCGAGUCCGCCUUCACCGAGGACGACUGGAUCGCCCGCCUCACCGUGCCAGACCGCGAGGUGUUCAUCUGCGCGGCCACUCCGAUGACCUCCACUACCGCCAGUCCCAGCGGCUCCGAGAAUGCCAACAGCGGAACGCAAUGGAUCGCCCAGGUCACGCUGCGCGGCCCCUCCCCCGCCGACCAGUUCGCUCUCCCCGCCGCCGCAAACCCACCCGCACAGCGCCCGGACAGCGAGGAAGAGCGCUGGCAGAUGCUGAGUCUGUUCACCCUCCCCGCGUACCGCGGCCGCGGGCUGGGCGCACAGCUAUGCCAGGCGGCCCUGGACUGGCUGCGGGAGUACCGAGCGGAGCCCAACACGGUCCAGGUGCGGCUGAUCGUCAAGGCGGGCAACGAUGUGACGGUCAACCUGUAUCGAAGGCUGGGGUUCGAGGACGCCGGGCGGGCGACCUUGGUCGAGGCGCUGAUCGCGAACGGGGAUGAGGAGUUGGUGGAGGUAGUGCGGAAGACUCACGGAGCGGUGGUCGAUGAGCAGCGUCAAGGGUUGGUGAUGGUUAUGAGGCUGCGGCGCAACUAG